Molecule: messenger RNA, 1596 nt
Organism: Desarmillaria tabescens
Lineage: Eukaryota; Fungi; Basidiomycota; Agaricomycetes; Agaricales; Physalacriaceae
Product: class I glutamine amidotransferase-like protein
Exons: 9
Coding region: 422-1438 (338 amino acids)
Source: RefSeq, a predicted model, not a curated record
CAUGUAAAAAAUGUGUUCGUUACCAAGCGCACACACCCAUGCGUCAAGGGUAGACGACUUUGCCCACGAAGGGUGUCUCAUCGCAAACCACCGUCUCGAGGCUCCAGCUAGCUAACCAACGGUAGAUGUCGGCGCAUCCCGGCCGUGCACUGGAUCAGAUGCCUCCCUCAAAGGAGGGAACCCGCCAGGUUCCAGAGGCGAACAAGUACACUGUGAGGCACGCUUGGAGGUCCGAACACGAAUGUGUGUCUGGAAAGGACAAGGUCAAUCUAACAGUUUUGAUUUUUGGACCACUCGACGGGACGAUCUAAGACAUGAGAAUCUGCGCUUACUCUUCUGAUAUGACGUCUUCUGAUCACAUCAGCAGGACACAUGUAGCUCUCGCCUCUUCUUGGGCCGCUCUCAAUGCCUUUGCAGUAGCAUGAUUCCCACCACCACCUCUGGCCUAGUCUCUCUGCUACUUCUAACGCUCUUAUCGACAUGUACGAUCCCUGCAUUUGGGACAACAGCUAGAGCACUAGUGUAUACUGCGACUGCCGCCUUUCGACAUGAUUCAAUACCCACGGCUGUUCAAGCUCUACAAGCCAAAGGGUCGGCGGCAAAUGUCGACUUUGUGCAUACGGAGGACAAGGGUGUUUUCACCGACCAGGGUUUAGAGGGAUAUGAUGUCGUUAUUUUCCUGAGUACUACGGGAGAAGUCUUGGACGAUACAGGGAAGACCGCCUUUCAAAAUUAUCUUAACAACGGGGGAAACUUUGUCGGAAUCCACUCGGCUAGCGACACCCUUAAUACGACGGCCUUUUAUGGAAAGGAACUAGGUGCUUAUUUUGAUUAUCACCCUGAGUUACAAAAUGCCACCAUUAUUGUGUUGGACGCGUCUCAUCCCAGUACGGAGAGUCUUCCUACCGAUUGGCCGGUCCGUGAUGAAAUAUACAAUUUUAAAUCGGAUCCUAGAUCUGUGGGAGCCAUCGUUAUUCUCACAGUAGACGAAUCAAGUUAUACUGAUGGUGGAACGCGGCGUUUCGAUCAAGGAGAACCUCAUCCUAUCGCGUGGUAUCAGGAACAUGGUGCUGGUGUAACGAGCGGCGGCACUGCUGGGCGUAGUUUCUAUACGUCUCUUGGACAUCUCAAUGAGACGUGGGAGGACGAAUUGUUCAUGGGCCACAUCCUAGGUGGGAUUCAAUGGACACUACAGGCGAAUACGACGCGAGCGUUCAAUUCCAGUGCACUUGUAGGGAAUGGGGGGACGACUUCGUCUUCAUCUGCUUCUGCUUCUGCUUCUGCUUCUGCUAGCUCGACCUCUUCCGUGUCAGAGACCGCGUCGGCGUCGUCGUCCGCGGCUGUACGUUUUGCUGAGACAUCAAGUAUGACCUUUGCAGUCGUAUUGGGUGUAGCUAUUGCCAUAGCGGUGACUUGCCUCACAACUCUGCAGCUGUAGCCUUUUCCGAACACAAGACUUUUCGACUUCGGUCUGUGUGUUUUAAAAUAUCGAACAGUACAUGAACAAUAUCUACGAAAGACUGUAAGGUAUGCAAGUAGUUGAUGCUUAGCACUACAAUACGCCAUGAUUAUAAUCUAAUAGACUGUUCCCUCUAC